AGAUUUCCGUUUAAUGAAACAGCAGACGCUCAGUCAACCUGGAUUGCGUCGCCCCUCCCUCAUCCUCCUCUCCCGUCGCAUCCUGUGCUCGCAUCCCUCCUCGUCCUCCGCCCUGCUCCUCCACCUUCGGAUCUUGUUUUCCUCUUUCUCACGGUGGCAGCGGUGUGUGCUCUAUUACUUACUUUUGUUUUUCUUCUGGGGACUCUCGAGGUCAAGACAGACAUCAAGACCUUUAAAUGACAUCAUGCAACAACAACCGGUGAUUUAACACGACUCCUCUCUGCGCCGCCCAGUCGUCCACCAGCUGCUUCUCCACCGCCGCACCUCACCGAGUCCUCCUCAGGGAAAGCUGCCGUCACCUGCCGACGCGUCCUCGCACCAUAUGACCGUCUCGAAGAUGACAUGGCGUCCUCAGUACCGCAGCUCCAAGUUCCGCCAUGUGUUUGGUAAGGCUGCCACCAAGGAGAGCUGCUAUGAUGGUGUGCCAAUCACAUGCAAUGUGCAGGACAACAACUUCUGUGCUGUCAACCCACUUUUCCUGGCAGUCAUCACCGAAUGUGCUGGGGGAGGGACCUUCUUAGUCCUGUCUGUCCAUCAUACAGGUAAAGUGGACCCUCAUCAUCCCAGAGUGUCGGGCCACAGAGGAAAUGUGUUAGACAUCAAAUGGAAUCCCUUCAAUGACUACUGCAUUGCCUCCUGCUCUGAGGAUGCCACGGUGAAAGUGUGGGAAAUCCCUCCUCAUGGUGUGCUGAAGACCCUUUCAGUGCCAUGGAAGGAGCUCCAAGGUCACAGCCGCAGAGUGAACCUCAUUGAAUGGCACCCAACUGCUAACAACAUCCUCUUCAGUACAGCCUACGACUACCAGAUAAUGAUCUGGAACCUGGAUUGUGCAGAGCCUGUGAUAAAAAAUCCUGUACGAACCAUCAGCAAUCACACAGACGUGGUUCUCUCAAUGUCUUUCAACACUGACGGCAGCCUGCUCGCCACCACGUGCAAGGACAGGAAGGUUCGACUGAUGGAGCCGCGCUCAGGAAGCCUGCUGCAGGAAGCCAGCUGCAAGACGCACAAGGCCAGUAAGGUGCUGAUCCUUGGUAACCUGAAGCUGCUCCUCACAUCGGGCACUUCAUGCUAUAACGAUCGACAGAUAGCUCUGUGGGAUCAGGAUGAUCUGUCUGUGCCAUUGUUAGAAGAAAACCUGGAUGGCUCAUCAGGAGCCCUCUUUCCUUUCUACGACCCUGACACACACAUGCUCUACCUUGCUGGGAAAGGUGACGGAAAUAUCAGGUACUACGAGAUCAGCUCAGAAAAACCAUACAUCCACUACUUAACAGAGUACCGCUCCAACUUACCUCAGAAAGGAAUGGGUGUGAUGCCAAAGAGAGGUCUGGAUGUGAGUUCCUGUGAGGUGUUCAGGUUCUACAAACUGGUGACAGUCAAGAGUCUCAUUGAGUCUCUGUCUAUGAUCGUACCCCGGAGGUCAGAGUCGUACCAAGAAGACAUCUAUCCAAUGACUGCGGGGAACAUGCCUGCUCUGACUGCUGAGGAGUGGCUCAGUGGCAUCAACAAAGGCCCUGUGUUGAUGUCCUUGAAGCCUGGAAGUCAAGUAGCUGAGUCGUAUACAGAGAUGAGCAAAGGGCUGGGAAAUUUACUGGAUGCUCGUAGGUCUGCCAACACACCAAGCAAGCUACAACUGGCGUACAUUAAGGACCAACUAGGGACCAAAGACAGCAAAGAGGGCAGCAGCCAUAGAGCUGACGACAGGAUUCAGACACAUGUUAGCAACGGAGAAGACCUCGCACUUUUCUCUCCUCCGAGGACGGAGAAUGAGUUGCGUAUCAAGUUCCACAAGCAGCAGGAAGAAAUCCGACGGCUGAGGGAGCUCCUUAACCAGAGAGAUGUGCGCAUCAAACAGUUGGAGCUAGAGAUUAAGAACAUCAAAAACUCCCAGUCUCAGAGCUCAUUUUAAGACCUGGCUGAGCUGCGGAGCCACCAUCAACUCCUCACAGGGCACAUUUAUUACUUUACAGACUCGCUUUCAUUAACUUUUUUUUUUUGUUUUAAACAGGGAGUUGCUGCAGAUGAGCAUGUAUGCUCAGUCAACCUGCCCUGUAUAAAUAAUAAUAAAAAAACAUUUAUAAUAAUGAUAAUAAAUAAAUCACUAACCCUGUUCUCUAACCAUCAUACUAUGUGUUGGGCCCUCAUGAGCCCCCAUACUCUCUGCACAGGGAUAAUUUUAAACCUGUACUUUUAUGUUGUCGUUUUGUCAUUCUACAUAAGGUGCACAUAUUCUUUGUUCACUUACAUACACUGACUCUUAUCCAACUGUAACACAACUUAAAACUCUUUGCACGUUUUAAUCUUUCCCAUUUCUUUUGUACAUGUCACAGCUAUGCAAGUUUAUUGUAAUUUGUAGCUUUUUUUAUGCUCUUUGUAGCUGAGAGGUAAAAGGGCGUGCGUGUCUGUCUGGAGCGAAUGACAUGGCUGCCUGCGUGUUGUUUGAAAUUUGUUGCAGGACAAGAGCAGACAUCCUGUGUGACUGUAAUUAGAACACUGGAUUUAUUUUCUAUGUUUGGUGUUGCCCCCCCCCCCAAUAUUUAAACUACUGUAAGUGAAGAUUGCUGUGGUGUGUAAUGUAUCUGUACUUGAAUGAGAGUGAGCUAAAUGAAUGACAGCACCAUUAUCCUGGCUGUGUUCUGCCAUUCCAUUGAGCUACAUUUGUUUUUAGUUUUUCUAUUUUUAAAUGACAGGAAAAUUGGUGAGAAAUUGAUCUGUUUGAUGGCGGCUGUUGUGUAAGCCAGUCCUGUAACUGAUGCUGUGGAGAAGCUCUGAUCUUAAUUUUUAUAUUUAUUUUAAAAUACAGUAAAAGAAAAUACAGUUUUAUCUUGAACUUGAAUUUGCUUUUGUAAUUUUGGAAAAUACAGCAUACAAACCUGGAAAAAAAAAAAAAAAAGUCUGCUUGCUUUUUCCUGAUGUGGCGUUACUGUGAAGAAACAGUUUAGAGCCGGAGUAUAGCACUAAUUUUAGAUUAGCCUCAUUUCUACUACUCUUGUUACCAGUAUUCACUGUAAUUUCCCAUAAUGUGUGUCUUUUAUUGCUCUUUGUAGAAAGAUGUAUGAUUGUAAUUUUGGAACUAGAGUGAGUUUCUCAGAGCUUUAAAAACAAAAGAAGUCACGUCACAUAGAAAGCUAGAAGACAGUCUGACUAAAAAAAAAAACCAAAUACAAUAAAUUCAAUUUUGCAGCAUUCAACACAAUAUUUAACAACACAGUUCAUACAGUUUACCUUUUAGUCCCACACAUAGUAAACACUUGUAUCUAGGCUAGAUCAACCACAGAGCAGUAACAAAGGUAAACAUACUGAGGCACUGACAGAAAGUGAAAGCUUCUGGCACAGACCGGUGUCUCAUAUUUGAUGCUUUCUGAAUGGGGCAGUUUAUUCUGACCGUUUGUUUAUGUUGUCAGAAGCACAAGCAUCAUGAAAAUUCUGCUGUACAUCUGGCUGAUCACUUGUAAAAGGUUAACCUAUAGAAACUGCCACACCUACCCACAGACAUGCACAUAAGCUGGUUUCAGUACAAUUGUUGUCUGUGACCCCUUUGACCUUAGGCAGGACAGUUGUGACACAGCUCAACCAGGGUACACAAACUACCACUGCUGUUGGUGGACAAGUCUCCACAUUGUUUAGAAUGACUAUCAACAUUAAAGAGCAUUCACUGGUUACUCUGAGGAUUAAAUGGUCAGUGCAGUUUAUACCACAAAUAAAUUCUAAGCCUGCAGGGAACACUGCAUAUUACUAGCUAAUAAGUAUAUUAGCUGCUAUUUAUCUUGACUGUCACUCGCACCUUUGUGCCCACAUUCAUUUGUUUCACAGGCUUAUCCACAGAUAGCCUUUAGUAGUUGGAGUUUGCACAUUUAAUGCAUUAAAAUAAUACAUAUCUGGUGUGUUUGCUUUAAAGCCUUCAUAUGCCCAAACAGGUGACUAGACUAGACUUCUAUUCAGGUUGUAAUUAGGUGGAUCUUUGGUGGAAUUACCAAGAUUUACCAAUGAAAAAAAAAAGAUAAAAGUGUAAUUCCUCCCAACCAAACUAGUGCAACAAUAUUAAUACAACAGGACUGUCUGUACAAUAUCAAUCAAUCAAUGUUUAUAUGGUAGCAUAGUCAUAAAAGGCACCAGGUGAGAACACCUCUGUGGAUGGACCAUAGGUACAAAGGUAUUAGCAGAAAAUAUACUCAAAGUAACCAAAGGUAAAAUUACUCAUUAUGCAAAAUGGUACAGUUUAUAUUGAUGUGCAUCUUAUUAUUCAGUUAUAGCGAUGUAUUAUUGUGUACAUUACAUUUAAUGUUUCGGCUGGUAAAGGUGGAGCUAAUGUUAACUACCUUACAGUUUAUGCUUAUACUUUGAAUUACUCCUGGGUAGCAUGGAAAGUUUACACCAAAUUUUUGAACUUUGAUCAGUUCAUUGAGGUUAUCUGAGUUUGGGCUUGGGGAGCACAUAUGCGAAGCAGCUUGCGUAACAAACUGAUGUGGAGUUGGAGUCGACCAUGGGCAUUUACUAUGUAGGGAGCAUCCGAGGAAAAGUUGCUAAUGGUUGUUUUAUGGUAAAUGCAGGCCGGAGCUACAGUAUAUUAAGCAUCAGGGAUAUAUCAGUCUUUGCUGCUUUAAUUUUGACUAUACUUUUUAAAAUGUCUAUUCAUUUAAGUACUGUAAUGAAGUUUCCCUUUAAAUGAUGAGUGAUUGAAUUUAUGCCUGAGGGGUCUCAACUGGGCAUUGCAUCGAGGGUCUGUUGAGACAAAAUGUUUGGAACCGCUGCUGUGUUCACACUUCCUUUCCAUAAUGGUUGUGAAAUGAUCCCUCUCCACUAUCGAGACAGAUCUGUAUAAAAUCCAAAUGUAUCUUUUAGGCCUAGACAAGUCUUCUGUGGACUUUUAUAUACAGUCACACAACACUGUAGAGAACAUGUUGAGAGCAGAACAGCAUGAGGGGAAGGGGAAAAGUGUGGCCCUAUGGCCAUCAUUCCAUCCCUUCAUGUUAACUCUUCUGACAUCUAAAAAGCAAGGUAGUACGAGAGAAAAGCACAAAAUGUUAACAUUUUAUUUACAAAGUUGUUUUUUGUCAUACAGAAAGUAA
Molecule: messenger RNA, 5126 nt
Organism: Monopterus albus (swamp eel)
Lineage: Eukaryota; Metazoa; Chordata; Actinopteri; Synbranchiformes; Synbranchidae
Gene: coro2aa
Product: coronin 2Aa
Exons: 12
Coding region: 383-1966 (527 amino acids)
Molecular function (GO): actin filament binding
Source: RefSeq, a predicted model, not a curated record